Molecule: messenger RNA, 2205 nt
Organism: Rotaria sordida
Lineage: Eukaryota; Metazoa; Rotifera; Eurotatoria; Philodinida; Philodinidae
Source: the annotation of a GenBank genome assembly
AUGUCAUCUAUAACUUAUGUAAACGGUGGUAUUGCUUCAAAUGAUGAUAUAUCAAUUCCAUCUAUUCUUCCAUCAUCAUCCGGAGCAAUAAUUCAACAUCCAUAUUUAACAUCAAAUACAAAUGCUGCUUAUGCAGCUGUAGCUGUAGCAGCUGCUGCAUCAUCAGCAUCACCAUCAUCAUUAGGUCAAUAUCAACAUUAUUAUAGUCACCAAUUACCUCAACAACAACAACUUUUACAUGUUCAACAAACAUCCUCAUUUUAUCCAACAACAACAACAACAGCAACAAUAAAUCAUCUUCAACAUCAUGGUGAUUUUAGUAAUUCAUCAUCAUCUGCUGCGUCAUCAUCAAGUUCAAUUGAAUCAUCACGUAAACCAACAAAUCGUAAACGACCAACAGAUAAAACAACAAAAUCUAAUGUCAAACGAAAACCACCAAAUAAUGAUGAAGAUGAAUUUGAUGAUGAUGAUGAAGAAAAUAAAUGUUAUUUACGUGGUACAUCUUUAUCAAAUACAAUCAUAUCUAAUAAUAAUAAUAAUAAUAAUAAUCCAAAUAAUGGUACAAUAGGUGACGAAGAUAAAGAAAAACAAGCUCGUGAAAAUCAUUGUGAAAUUGAACGUCGUCGUCGUGUUAAAAUGGCUACAUAUUUUGCUGAAUUAUGUGAUAUGGUACCAGCAUGUUCAAAUUUAGCACGUAAACCUGAUAAAUUAACAAUUUUACGUAUGGCAGCACAAUUUAUGAAAACUUUACGUACAAAUAAUAAUUCAUUAUCAUUAAAUUCAGCACAAAUAUCUCAACAACAAGAUAUACAUAAACCAUCAUUUCUUAAUGAUAAUGAAUUAAAAUAUUUAAUGGUUGAAUCAUGUGAUGCAUUUUUAUUUGCACUUAAUUGUGACAAUUUACGUGUUAUAUAUAUAAGCGAUGCUAUACAACAUAUACUUUCAUAUACAUGUCAUGAUUGGUAUUCAAGAUUUUUUUAUGAUUUUGUUCAUCCGGAUGAUGUUGAAAAAGUACGUGAACAAUUAAAUUUACAAGCACAAGAUGGAAGUCCAAAUGGAAAUGGUAAUGGUAGAAUUUUAGAUCUUAAAACUGGAACGGUUAAAAAAGAUGGACAUUCUUCAGGUGCUCGAUUAGUUAGUUCAAAACGAUCAUUUAUCUGUCGCCUUCGUGUUGGUUCAACUAAUACACUUGAUCAUACACAUCAAAAUCCAUUUAUAAAUCCAUGUGUAUUACGUCGUCGUCAUCGUACAUCUCUUGGUCCAUCAAUUGAUGGUCAUCUAUAUGAAGUCGUACAUAUAAGCGGUUAUAUUCGAAAUUUAAAUACUCAUCAUCAUUCAUCAUCACAUCAUGAUAAUACAAAUCAUCAUCCAUCAUCAUCAAAUUCUAAUGGUCAAAUGGCAUUUAUAGCUAUAGCUCGUAUACAAAAUUCAUGUUCACCAAAUGUUAAUGAUUUAACAAAUGGUUCAGUAUCAACAUAUAAUUCUAUAACAACAGAAUUUACAUGUCGUUGUCAUUGGGAUACAGGUGAAAUAUUAUUUGUUGAUCAACGUUGUACACCAAUAAUUGGUUAUAAAACUCAUGAAUUAUUACAUAAAUUAAUAUAUGAACAAAUACAUCCUGAUGAUCAAAUUAAAUUUCAAGAUUUAUAUAAACGAACAGUAACACAAAAAAAUUUAUUAAAUACAUCAACAAAUUUAACAAAUAUAAUUAUACGUUUUCGUACAAAUAUUGAUAAUGAAUAUGUAUCACUUAAAACAUCAACAUAUGCUUUUUGUAAUCCAUGUACAGAUGAUAUUGAAUUUAUAAUUGUGACAUUUUUAUCAAUACAACCAACAACAACAACACCAACAACAACAACAAAUAAAACAUCUGUUAUUACAAAUUCAAAUGAUUAUAAUCGACAAACAUAUGAUACAUAUUCAAGAGCAACAACAACAAAUCAAAAUUCAUCUAUUAAUUAUACAUCUCAAUCACCAACAACAUAUAAUAAUCAAGAAGGACAAGAUUAUUCAAUAGGAAAUGGAAAUAUUAAUGGACGAACAUUUGUAAGUAAUAAUGGAGGUUCAACAUGGGCAUCAGCUAAUGAUAAUUGGACAACAACAACAACAACAUCAGAAAAUAAUUCACAAGUAUCAUCAACACCAAAUUCUGAUUAUGUUGAUACACAAACAAAUCUUGCACUUUAUCAUCAAUAUCAUCAGUAA